AGGCUACUACUGUUCAACUCGGAGGCGCAGGUGUCAAACCGAAACUGCCCGCAUGUAAAUUUCAUAUUCAGUUUUCAAGACAGUGCUUACACUACGCAUAACAAGCUAAGAGUUUCGGCGAGCUCUUCCUGUUAUCAGUUUAAAAAUAGUAGCAGUAGCCUAUAUCUCUGACAAUAGUGAAUUGAAUUCAGACAGUGAUCAUAUUCACUGAAGUUCUUGCAUAAGUGAUGCCUCAAAUCACGUCAGGUGUGAUCUUGCAGCUGACGGUGCUGUUGUCAGCUUUACCUGCGCAAUAUCUCAUCUCCAGGUGGACGAGCGGCACCGCGGCACAACGACACAUCGCCACGCGGAGCAUCCUUGACACAUGGGACUCUAUGAGAGGAUCCUACUUGAACUCGACUGCUUGGGUCGACUGGCUAAAUACCUGGAUUCCUACACUACCGUCCUUCGGAGAGGGAGAGGAGCAGUUCCCAACUCUGGAAGAAGCACUCGCAAUCGAAAAGUUGAUGCAUGAUAAUGAGCAAGGCUACUUUGGACUCUCAAGGGAGGUGCGAAGCCCCAGGCCUGCUUACGUGCUGCACCGUGUGGGUCAAGUUAUCGUGGAGACACAGAAUAAAAUGGUUGGGGUGAUAGUGGGCUGGGAUGCAGGACUCAGAGCUCCGCCAGAGUGGAUCAAGAGAAAGAAAUUCUCACACUCAGAGCUUGACAGAGCCAAGGACACUCCUCAUUACAGAAUUCUGUUCAGUGGGCCUGAUUCCUCAUCACUACUGAUCGGAUACAUUCCCCAGAAUAACGUGAAUCUCCUUCAAGGCUUUGAGCCGGAGAUUCCCACUCUAGAACGCUAUUUUUCACACUUCGAUGGAGAAAAGUUUGUUAUGGAUGAAUGGUUGAAAGAAAUCUACCCUCACGACUGAAGGAGUAGAAAAACAAGAUGUUUUAAAAACACCUGGAAUCACAGAUAUGAUGCCUGCUACUCUUCACAGACAGUAUUGGUUCAUUUAAAGCAAUGAAAAAAAAGGAGGCGAGUACAUUUGAGAGAUAGUAUAUCUUGUUUACAUACCCCAUAUGCAUUUACACUGAGCAAUUUUAGUUAUUAAAGCAUAGAGCUUAAAAAAAACCUAAAUGCAAUUUUUAUUGUCGCUUUUAUAUUUUUUAAAAGAUAAACGUCUUAAACGAUUUUGCAAGGGAUAUGUAAAGUUAUGAGCAAAACUAUUUUUUUUAUGUCAAAGUGAAAUGAUAGACUAUUUAAUGUUUUUAUAAUAUGCCAUUGGAUCAAAAUGUAUAGGCCUACAUGUUGAUCUGACACAAAUGGGUUCCAGGAUAUGAAUGAAUUUAGAUGUCAAUAUGAUACAGCCUUGCCUAUUUAUUUAGAUGAACAAAAUAUAAGGAUGUGUUGUGUAAAACAGUAUUGAGAAUGUAAUAAACAGUGUUCAAAGUUAAUCCAUACCCUUAUAUUAAAGUUUAAUUUAUUUAAAAUA
Messenger RNA from Pimephales promelas (fathead minnow), 1478 nucleotides. RefSeq lists its product as uncharacterized. NCBI's taxonomy places the organism in Eukaryota, Metazoa, Chordata, Actinopteri, Cypriniformes, Leuciscidae. The record is from RefSeq and is a predicted model, not a curated record. Gene Ontology annotation, molecular function: DNA binding.